Molecule: messenger RNA, 1062 nt
Organism: Dictyostelium purpureum
Lineage: Eukaryota; Evosea; Eumycetozoa; Dictyosteliales; Dictyosteliaceae
Exons: 3
Cellular component (GO): tRNA-splicing ligase complex
Source: RefSeq, a predicted model, not a curated record
AAAAUGGAAUUUGAAAAUUAUAGAAUUCAAAAUAUCAUUGAUGAUAUUACUUUACUAAGAAUAGAAUGUGAUUGGGUAAAUGACCAAACUGAAGAAUCAUUUAAAUCAAUUAUCGAAAAAGGUAAAUCUGACUUUUUAUAUCACGAAUUAAUUUGGGCUAUUGGUAAAGAAUUAUCAGUUUAUUUUAAUAUUGAAUGGCCAGCAAAUGAAAAAGUUGAAAAACUAGGGGAAUUUAAUUCAAUAUUAGAAUCAUCAAUAAAUAAAUUACUUAAAGAUAGUGGUUUUGAUAAAACUGAAGAAACUUAUGAAAAUAGAAUAUCAAUGAUCGAAUAUCUCUUUUUACAAUUACAAACACUUCAAUUAGAUUUAUUCGAAAAAUUCGACAAUACAAAAGAAAAAGAAAAAGAAAAAGAAAUGGAUAGUGAAGAAAUGAAAGAUGUUGAAAUUGUUAAUCAAGAAGAUUAUAUCAUUAGCGAAAUUCAAGUAUUAUCAGAUCUAUUCUCUAUAGAAUUUAACAACUAUGAUAAUUUAUCCAAUACAUUAGGCCUAAUUUCUGAUAAGAUCAAAGACACAUUAAAAUUAUUACCAAGUGAUUUUAUUAGCGAACCAUUCUUUAAGAGAACAUCAUUUAAUGAUCAAGAAAAAGAAGAAAUUGAAACAAUGAGUAAAACAAUGUAUCAAGAUUAUAAAAAGAGAAGUAUAGUUUUACAAAAGAGAUUAGAUGUAACUGUCGAAUCAUUAUUAUGGAACGAAAGAGUUGCAGAUAAAUUAAAAGAAAUUAAAAGAAAUGUAAAUUAUUUUAUCCAAUCCUUACCAUCAAUCACUCAUUAUACCUAUUUCGAUUUGAUCAAUGUGCAUAGAGAUCUUUUACAAAUUAAAAGAACUUCCCAACACAGUGUCUCUGCCGCAACUUUAAAUUCAGUUAUCAUUGGAAAAGUACCUGAUCGUGGUGGUAGAACCAAUGAUCGUAAAAUUCCAAUGCCAUCAUUCCACAAACGUGUUGAAUUAUCCUCUUCAAUGGAUGGUCACAAACAUAAUAAAAAAUAUUUUAAAAAAAAAUAA